AUGACCCUAGCUCAAGGUUGUGAUAACAAGACAGCUGUCCUUCUCUCUGAUUUAGAUGUUCCAGUCUCUUCCUUGCGCAAGGGCUGUGUUGAUUUCGAGUUCAUUAAUAGGUAAUCUUGCUCCCGGCAAUACCCUCACACUGACUCGAAAGUUGUCUCCGGACCAAGGUUGCUGAAUACAUCUCGCUUAAGUCUUACAAUUGCUCAAGAUAGAACCAGAAAGGCUUCACCACAGAAAAGAUUAUCUGAAUGACAGGUUGGUGUCUCAGUGAAGUCACGCCUGAGUAAUCACAUAUUUUUCUACAAGCAGAAGAAAUGAGGCCUGAUAGCACUUCUCAAAUAAUGAGACUCCUAGGGCAGACACGCAUUCCUUCAUUUGAAAAUAUCAGUAAUCUCUCCAUGAACAGUGACUGCACCCAGGUUGUAGUACCAGAAGAAGUCUUUUUCACAAUUGCCAUUGCUGGAAUACUGGAGAACCUACUUGUCCUUAUAGCUGUGAUCAAGAAUAAGAAUCUCCACUUGCCCAUGUACUUGUUUAUCUGUAGUUUAUCAGUUUCAGAUAUGUUGGUCAGUCUGUACAAAACUUUGGAGAACACCUUGAUCAUCUUAUGCAAAAUGGGGUAUCUGACACCUCGAGGAGACUUGGAGACCAAGAUAGAUGAUGUCAUGGAUUCUUUAUUUGUUCUGUCUUUGCUGGGGUCAGUUUUCAGCUUGUUAGCCAUUGCAGCUGACCGAUACAUAACUAUAUUUUUUGCAUUACAGUAUCAUAACAUCAUGACACUGAAUCGUGCUUUAAUCAUCCUGGCAGUAAUUUGGGCAUUCUGUGCGGGGAGUGGCAUUGCUAUGACCAUCUUCUCCCAUGAAACAGCUACGGUCAUUUCCUUCACUAUUCUGUUUCCUUUUAUGUUAAUUUUUAUAUUUUGCCUCUAUAUCCACAUGUUCUUGCUUGCACGAUCUCAUGCCAAAAAGAUCGCUUCACUGCCUACCAGUGCAGGUCCCCAGAGAGUUAACUUGAAAGGAGCUAUUACAUUAACUAUUUUCUUUGGUGUUUUCCUUUGCUGUUGGGGACCCUUUCUUCUUCACAUCCUCCUCAUGAAAUUUUGCCCACUUAACCCUUACUGUGCUUGCUACAUGACCAUUUUCCAUGUGAAUGCUACACUCAUCUUGUGCAAUGGCAUCAUUGACCCUAUGAUUUAUGCAUUCCGAAGUCCAGAAUUACGGAGUACACUGAAGAAGAUGUUCUAUUGCACCAGGUCAGACUGGAAUUAGUGAAUACCAAAUUUGAAAAAUGUUUGUAAAAUUAAGCCUACAGUGCCAUGCAUAAUACUGGUAAGAAUUAUAGACACUAAGUAAGACCAGAAUUCUACAAAAAACGUACACAUAGUCUUAACUUAAUACACUUUGGGUAGUCCCACUGACCUCAGUAGGACUAUGAAUUCAGCCUGCAACAGGUGCAGAAGGGCUGAUCAUGGGAAUGGAGAGCAUGUGUUCCAUCUUAAAAGUAAUAAAAAUCUUAACCAACUGCUUAACUGAGAAAAUGUACUAAAUUUAACCCUGCAGUGACUCCUUUACAGUACAUAGAGAUGCACCACAGAGUUUAGGCCACUGAAUAUUGUAUCAGUGCUUUCAAUUCAAGGAGAAAAUACUAUAAAACUCUUCUGGUGAACUAACUGGGAAAUUAGCUUUACAUUUUUUUCUAAACUGCUUUAUUAUUAUGUUUUCAGAAUAAGAAAAUAUUUAUUGUGAACCAAUACACACAGAUAUGGCUGGGUGUUGGCUGGUUUGAUCUUCUUGUUUUUACAUAUAGCUAAUUUCAAAAGAGACAAGCACGUUUUUUUUUAAAGUGUCAAAAAUGUCAUUAGGAGGCUGAUGCCAAGCAGGAGAUAUUUUUGAUCCAAAAGACAUUUUUAGACAAAGUUUUAUAGUAAUUGGAAACAGGGACUAAGAUUACAUGUGUUAUUAAAUUGUUAACUGAAGUAUAAUGUCACAGUCACAUCACUAUAAUACUGUUAUUCUGGAGGGUGUUAAUGGCUGUCAUCAAUUGCAGACUGGUUAAAGCUGAUAGGUGUACUAAUCACUCUUCUUUCAGGCUAAUUGGACUUCAUGCGCAUUCUUUAUAAAUAAACAAGACUGCACCAAAGAAAUAAGUAAUUCAUGUAAUCAAUUUCUCCUCCUAAUAGAAAGAACUCAGCAAGGCCCCAAAUCUUGGCUAACUGCUUGAGCUAAAGGGGUAACUCUGGUGCCAGUAGUUGGAUAAAGUCUCUAUGGAGGGAAAUUGUGAGCUGAUAUUUUGGUUGAAGUAAACUGGAACAAAUGAGAGGUGCUCAUAGAAAUCAAAGAUGACCAAAUGGAAUUAAAAGCAGGACCAAAAACAAGAAUUAAACAAAAGCUGGAGAUUUCACAAAAGGAAUUAAAGAAAUAUCUGGAGGUUUCCUGGGAGUGACUGAAACUCUCUAAUCACAAAACUCUCUGUCUGGAUUAGUUAGAUGACCAGCAACCUUGGUCUAACUACCUUGUACCGGGAAAUAAUGGUGAGCAAGAAAGCUUUGGACAACUUGGAACUUGCUAACAAUGAUGAGCUGCAGCAAGAACUUAAGGAGCUAAAAAAUAAUCUGGAGGAGGAAUUCAAAGAAUCACAGACCAUAGUGGGAGUAGGGAAGUAAUUCCCGAUCCAUUCUUUCUGGGUGGGGAAUUGGACCAGCCAUAAAACCUGUGUAAGAUUGGACAUUUACAGUAUCUAACCUGUUUAUAACCCACGCAGGCCCAGAUAGAAUAGGUGGGAUUCCUCUCAUAAAUAGUAGGCUUUUGUAUUAUUUCAGAAAGGGAAAAGUUCCCUAAAAGAGGCUUAUUUGGCUCAGUUCAUCAUCAUAGCCUAAAUGAAUGCUGUGAAGAUGGACAAAAGGCAGGGUUCCAGGCAGAAGGUGGCCCAGCACUGAUGGUACUGCAGAACUUACCCCUAGAAAAGAGAUUACUUGAUCCAGAUCUGGUACAAGCUCUUGAUAUGCAGUUCAGAGGUAGCUAUCAAUCUGAGAUGGCCAGGACACAGCUAAGAGCUAGAAGGAGAAGGAAAGAAGAGACCCUAUCUGAACUGGCAGAGGAACUCAGGGAACCUGUACUCCUGUCAUAUCUGCAAAAAUCAGUGAUGAGUUAAUUAAUAGAUGCAUACUUGGCCUGGGACUUGAAGAUCAAGAUCAGAGAAAGGAGGCCAAAGACCCUUGGACUGUGAGAUUUGCCUCAGAACUUGAACCUUUCCUUACAGCAGUCCAACAGAAGAAGCAGCAGCCACCAAUGAGAUCCACCAGGAGCCUUGUGGGUACAGAUUUAUAUCUACUAUGUAUGAUCAAAAAGGGAAUCCUAAUGUGGUUCAUGACAUUCUUGAACAGUUGGAAAAAUUGUUAAAUUUGGUUUGUAAAACAAGGGAAAUUGGCAAUAAUAUAAAACUUAAGGGAAGCAGUUUAGUUAAAUGCUGGUACAUAAAUAAAUUGGCUACAAAACCUUGAUAAGAAUCCUUUAAAAUGAUUUCAUUUUCUAUAGUCCAGAUAGCAGUAUCAGAUUCUAUUACCAUGAAUAGAUGAUACCCUAGAUGCUGUAACAGGUUCAGUCUGGUUUUCCAUACUGUAUAUUAAAAGUGGGUAUUGGCAAGUGAAAGCAGAGGCAAAAGACAGGGGAAAACUGCUUUCAUAGAGGACAAGGCCUGUGACAAUCUAAAGGAAUGGCUUGUGUAAUGUGCUGGCCACGUUUGAGAGGCUAUGGAGUGGAUACUGCAUGGAAUGCCUCUCAGCCUGAUUGCUAUGAUAUCUUAGUGCAUGCUAAAACCUUUGAACUUUUGAUACAUCUACCAGUGGUCUGAAGCUGAACCCAAAGAAAUCUGAGUUGUUCCAAAGAGAGGUAAUCAACCUCAAGCACACACUCAUUGGAGGGAAUUUCCAUUGACAAAAUGAAAGUGGAGGCUGUGCAGAACUAGCUACUUCCCCAGACACUCUCAGAUAUGCAGAGUUUUGUAAAAUAGGUUUAUUUGGGGGGUUGCCAAUCUUGUGGAACCAUUGCAUAGGUUGAGCAAGAAAGGGAAACCAUUUCAGUGGCCAAGUAUGAUUUAGUGGUUUUAGAUUUGAAAAGAGCUCUUUUUACUGCUCCUGUCUUAGCAUACCCAUGGUCACUGCUGCUAGUGCUUACGCAUUGGGGCAAUAUUGACAUAUAUCUUCUCAGAUGAUCCAUUAGAGAGCUAGCAUCUCAGCUUGGUUGCCCACAAAAACUGACAAUGUGGCUUUGGAAGCUGAGGAAAAGUUGUGACUACAGCAAAUUCCACAUUAGAAGAGAAUGGACGAAGUCUGUCCCAAGGAUCAGAUUCCACAGAAACAAUACACGCUCAUCAGGAGCCCACUGAAAGUGGCUCCUCCUGCUUGUCUGUAUAGUAUCUUACUCAUGAGCUUACAAGUAUCAGGAUAAAGCCUUUAUCGUGAACAGGAACUAUGUACAGAAAUGAGCUAACUUCCCACUGCUCUGUGUAGCUUCAGCCUGAGAUUGCCCUAUCUCAUAGACUUUAUUCCCGAGAGCUGCGGGGGGCCAUGCCUGCGGACGGUCAAUGUCAGCAAAAUGUCUCAUGACCCACAAUCAGAUUACCCUGAUGCUUUAAGGCCAGAAGGGACCAUCUUAAUCAUCUAGUCUUGACCUCUCCUGGAUUUCUUUCUUUCUGCCCCAGUGGAAAAUGUGUCAUUUGGGAAACCAAAGACUACAUGAAGCAUAUGCAGGAAGUACGGCAUUGCUACACUUCUUGGAGGACUUACCCUAUAGCACAGAUGGAAAGGCAGUGGGGUAGAGAGAGAAAAGCUCCACAGAGAUUUGGAUGGGAGUCAAAUUGAUUUGUGUUGGUGAUUUGAAAAGGUCCAGACCGGGGGAUCGUUGGGGGGUGUGGGCAUUAGCAUGGUACUGAUGAGAAAGGUGGCGGUCUAGUUCCAGACCUCCUCUCUACCCACAUAUCAAUUUUUCUCUGAUUAAUUUCCUAGCAAACUGGCAAUAAGUUUCUGUCAUAGAAGUUUCAAUUAAUCCCGUGGAUACGCUUCAAACUGUUGAAUAUGGAUUCCAAUGAAAAAAUGAGGGGCAACAAAAGACCUUAGACUGAAUCACCCAAGCAGUUGAAGGGGGAGGACCACAAGGCCUCUGCAGAACCUAGCACAGGAUAUUGUGACACUGAAAGAGUUCCUCACAGACUGACUGAAUUCAAUCUCAAAAGACAUUUGUGGCCUCUCUAAAAAUAUAUGUGAUGUAAAAUCCCAAAUGGGUCACUUGGAAAAUGAGCUACAAAAGAAUGCCAUUGAAACCAGUGAAAUUAAAGAAGAAACUGCCUUCUUAAAGCUGAGACUAGACAAACUGGAAGAAAAAUGGGAUGACUUAGAAAACAGAUCUCAAAGAAAAACCCUUUGCUUCCUGGGUAUUGGUGAGGUCUAGAGGAGAAGGAUAUCAUUAGCUUUCUUCAGAAAUUGCUCCCUGACAUAUUUAAUUUGGACCUCCAGCAGCCCCCAUUUAGUAUUGAAAGGGCACAUCAAAUACCUUUUGCUAGAAGACUGGAGACUGACAAGCCCAGACCCAUUAUCUUCAAGCUGCUGAAGUUCAGUGUUUGAGUAAGGUUAAUGGAAGCUUCCAGAAAAUCUGAAACCAUUAUGUACAAGGCCACAAAGUUUCUCUUUCUUCUGACUUCUCAGCUAAGCUCAAAAAAAGAAGGCUGCAUUCAAUGGCAUAAAGCAAAUCCUGAGGGAGACCAACAUCAGAUACAGCAAGUACCCAACCACCUUCACUAUGGAUUUAGCAGGCUCGAAAGAUUUUGCAAAUCCUCCUCUAAAGCUUGGCAGACACUCCAAACACUAAGGUCUGGUCUACACUGGGCCGGGGGGGAAAUCGACCUAAAAUACACAACUUCAGCUACGAGAAUAGUGUAGCGGAAGUCAACGUACCUUAGUUCGACUUACCUUGCGUCCUCACAGCGCAGGGUCUAUUGGCCCAGCUCCUCCAUUGACUUUGCUUCCGCCUCUUGCCAAGCUGGAGUUCAGCAGUCGACGGGAGAGCAAUCGGGGAUCAAUUUAUCGCGUCUACAUUACACUACACGCAAUAAAUCGGUCCCUGAUAGAUCGAUCGCUACCCGCCAAUCCAGCGGGUAGCGUAGAUGUACCCUAAGAGCAGGUUUGACUAAAAGUAGCAGAAUGGGUUUUUUUAUCAUAAAAUGCAUACCUCAACAAGUUUAAAAAUGGGUUUGUUUUCCUGUAUAUCUUUGUAAAUAUGGUAAUAUUCACUUAUAUAAUCUUCCAACACCUAGCAGAUAACCAGCUAAGCUGAAUUCUUCUCUUGAUUUCCUUUGGAACUGAGCAAUAACAUCAUGUGCAUAGCACUACAAUGCAUAGAUUUAACACUAAGCUGGAGGACAGAGCACCAUCUACUGAUUGAAGUAUUAUCUGCACAAAUGAACACAACUAGCACUGCUAGAUAGAAUCUCUUCACUAGCUCAGCCACCGGUGGAUUGUGUUAUGGUAACCACAAGUCCCUUGGAACAGUAAAUUCUCUUGACAUGUAAAGUAGAUGGGCACCUAAAUCUUAAAUGGCACUAGUUAUUCAAUUUGUGCAGGGCAUUUGACAUACUAUGAAUAUGAAAUGUAUUUUCCAUAUUUAGAUUUUGUACUAAUUUAUAUUUUUUUGUCAAAUCAAUUGUAAAUUUACAUGUUCUGAGUCUGUGUGUAUAUGAUAUACAUAUGUGUAUGUAUGUAUACAUGAAAACUUCUGUAUGUAGGAAUAUAUUAUGUGUGUUCUUAGAAUACCCAAUGUUAUUUACAGAGUAAUAUUUGACUUAAAAUACAUUUCCAUUUAGAGAUGUUUAGACUAUUAUUAGAUAACAUAGGGAGGGGAGGAGCAGAUGGCAUUGAAGCAAUCAGAGAUCUGAAUGUGCCCACACUGGCUUGUUUUAAGUCUGUUAUUUUUGUUUUGUUUUCUCUUAUAAAUAUACUUUGGAAGUUGCAUGAUAUUUAACUAUAAGUCUUUUUAUAUACCUGACACCCUAAAAGGCCCAAUUGAAGGCAUAAAUUCAUUCAGAACUAACCAUUAUCUAAUAUACAUAAAUAUGGACCAUGUCCUAGAGGUGUGAUUUUUACAACAUAAAUGGGGAAAUGUGUCUUUAGAAUAAGGUGAUCUUUUAAAACUAUGCCAUGAUUUUUCUUAAAAUGUGCUCCUGGUAUUUGAGGGGACUUAACUUUCCAAAAGAAUAAAAAUCCUGAGACACCUCAGAUCAAAAAAGUGUCAAGUAGCUUUAUCGCAGGAGUCUCAUCUACCAGAAAUAGAUGCGGAUAGAGUCAAGACAAUGUGGGUAGGUACAGUGUAUCAUUCAUCAUUUAAUUCUAAAAGCAGAGGCACAUCCAUCUUAAUUCAUAAAAGUAUAACUUUUCAAUAUAUAUAGUCUUGGUCUCAUCCUGAAGGAAGAUAUGUUCCUCUUGAAGGCUGUUUCAACUCAGAAAGGUUAAUUCUAGAAAGCAUUUACAAUCCACAUGGAGGUAAUUCUGAAUUUUCCAAAACCAUUGCAGACAUUCUUUCUAAUUAAAAAAAAAAUCCUGUAAUUCUGGGAGGCAAUCAGAAUACUACGCUAGAUAGACAUCUGGACAAACCCAAUUACAUGAGAGCCAGCUCUCAAAGUACAAUAGACCAACCCUCAUUAUUAAAGAAAGAACUUGGUUUAAAGGGUAUAGAGAGAUUCAGACACCCAAGGAGCAUGGCUGGACAUAUUUCUCUAUAGUAUAUUCAUCUUACUCCAGAAUUGAUAAUUCUGCUCCAGAAUUGAAGCAAUUAUUGAUAAUAUAUGAAUUUCAGAGUAUGUUCCAGUUAUACUUACCAUAGACACUGAUUAUAUCUGAUUAAAGUCUUCUAGGUGGAAGCUGAACACCGCACUAAAAAUGCAAAUUUUUGUUCCCCAAUUGAUUGAGUCAUCUCUAACUUCAUUCAAGAAACCAAGCGCUCAGUUACCUCAAAUACCAUCUUCUGGGAAGCUCUGAAAGCUACUGAAAGGGGUGAAUGCAUAAAAUAUGCCUCCCAAAAGAAGAAAAAAAUUACUCAAGCUACUAGGUGCUAGCCAAGGAAAUAGAUUAGUUAUAGAGAAUGCACAAGACUGACACAGAUAAUGAAUACCUUCCACAUUCUCUAAUCAACACCAAAUAUAAAUAUAAUGAAUGCUUCUCCAGCCAAGUAGAAUUUAUACUCAAGAGGGUCAAACAAAGAUAUUCUGACAGGGUAGAUAAAGCAGGUAAACUACUUGCCAGAAGAUUUAAGAUGGAACUAGGUCACAACAAUAUUUCUUCCUUAUUACAAGAUGGCAUUGGCAUUCUUGAAGCAAUAGAUAUAAAUAAUCAAUUUAAGCAAUUCUGUUAAGCUUUAUACAAAUCAGACAACCAAUUUAAGUCUAUUAAAUUUGAUAAUUUCAUUGAAGGCCUACUUUUUUAUAUCCUAACUUCAGAACAAGUGCUGUUUAUGGACAAAGCUUUCACAAUACAUAAGAACAAUCAGGCUAUUAAAAAUAUGAAUUCCAGCAAGAGACAUAGCUUUCCAGCAGAUUUCUACAAAACAUUUUGUAAUUAUGCUUCUUCUAUGCUUUCAAAGGCCUUCAUUGAAACAUUCCAAAAAGGAACCAUGUCUGAUGACAUGAGAAUUGCUUUCAUUAAUAUUCAAAAACAACAAAGAUGAUUGCACUUGUAGUGACUUCCAUCUCAUAUUUCUAUUAAACAUAGAUUGCAAAAUGUUAGUGACACAACAGAACACCAUCAUCACCAAUUAUACACACACAUCAGCUUGCUUUCCUUAAAGGAUGAUUGGCUGCUGAUAAUAUGAGAAAUAUCACUCACUUGAUCCAGUAAGCUCAGAUGUCACAUGUUCCCUCCAUAGCUUUAUGUCUAGAUGCAAGAAGGUGUUUGAUAGAAUUGUAUGGCCUUACCUAAUGGCUGUCUUUAAAAAAAAUCAGAUUUGGACCAAUAUUCCUGAAUUGGACAGUCUAUUAUACAACUCUCUCCUUUCUUCACUAUCAACUAAUGGAAUUAUUUCUCCCACAUUUCAAGUAGAAAGAGGGUCAGGGCUGUCCCUUCUCACCCCUCCUUUUCAAUCUCUCUCGAGCCACCUACAAUGUACAUACGUCAGGACUCAGCCAUUGCACGUGUGACUAUAAAUAGGAAAGCAUACGCAAUCAGUGUAUAUGCAGAUGACAUUUUUGUACUUUUGUACUGUCCUCAUCAAUCCCAUCAUUACUGAAUGUAGCUGACAUUUUCUGAAAGAUCUCUGGUUUUUGCUUUAACUGGAAUAAAUCACAAGCAAUGAAUAUAUCCAAAAGACCAGAUCCUUCUCCGUUUCAGCAUUUUCCAUUUCCAUUUCAAAUAUGCAAGGAAAUAACUUAUUUAGGUAUUAAAAUUUGUCCUAAUCCUCUCAGAAAUGUUUCUAUAAAUAUGGACUAUAUAUAUAUAUCCUUGGAAUUUUCUUUAUAUAUAUAUAUAUAUAUAUUCCAAGGAUGUAGAGGAAUGGCAUUUCCUCCCUCUAUCCUUACUGAGGAGACUAGAAAUAGUCAAAAUGAAUAUCUGUCCAAGAAUGAUUUCUAUCGUUAGCCUAUUGCUUUUCCAGGUCUCUCCCUCACUCUUUGCUCUAAUAAAUUGGCUUAUCAUGCAAUUUUAAUGGGAUAAAGAACAACCACACUUGCCACACAAGACCCUUAAAAAAUCCUGGAGGGGGUUGCCAGAUUUGUAUAUAUUAUUGUAUUGUAUAUAUAUUGUAUAUAUAUUAUCUAGCAUUCCAAAUGUGUCCUAUUGUGAGAUGGUUCCCCUCUAGUAGCUCUGUAUACACCCUGGCCUGGUUUGAAAUUAAAAAAUGCUUAGUUAUGCCAUUUGGUUCCCUCUCUUCUUUUAUGUACCUAAAGAGGCUUCCCACACCUUUAAGGCAAAAUCAAAGCUUUGUAUCUACAAGGGGCAUCCUACAACACUUUCAGACGAUUGCAACAUCCAAUCUUACUAGUCUCUUCUUGUACCACAAUGGAACAACCCUAGGCCAACUCCACGCUUAAGACAAUUUGCAUAGAAAAAGGAUUACAAGAUGAUAGACUGUCCGCCUUCAAUUACAUGAGUAACAAAUACCAGCUUCCACUGUCUCACAGUUCCUUCUUUCAGCAACUAUGCUCAAGGAUUCAUGCAAGGAUUGGGGACCAUUGGUCUGUUUCAACUAUCUCACCUUUAGAAGAGCAUGUUCAGAAAUAGGAAAAAAAGACACUUGGUAGGAAUUACUUAUAGGUGGCUUAAUGCUUUGCAGUACCUUCUCCAUUUCCGUCUCAAAGAAAAAUGGGGAAAAAACUUAGCCUUAACGAUCACAACAGAAACCUGGGAGGAUGUCUGACUUAAUAUGAAAGAUACUUCAAGUUUUUUAUCCCUGUGAUUCUUCCAGAACAAGAUAUUUAAACGGGCACUACUGGACUCCAUAACAUUUGUAUAAGUCUAAGCAAUACGCAGCGAAUGUUGGAGAUGCAAACAGCCACAUGCCAACCUUUCACACAUCCUCUAUACUUGUCAAAAAAUGCAGGGCCGCCCAGAGUAGGGGGCCAAGAGGGGCAAUUUGCCCCAGGCCCUGGGCCCCACAGGGGCCCCCACAAGAGUUUUUC
Messenger RNA from Mauremys mutica (yellowpond turtle), 10653 nucleotides. RefSeq names its product melanocortin 2 receptor (gene MC2R). The record is from RefSeq and is a predicted model, not a curated record. Bases 315 to 1268 code for a protein of 317 amino acids. The transcript is spliced from 2 exons. Gene Ontology annotation, molecular function: corticotropin receptor activity. Lineage: Eukaryota; Metazoa; Chordata; Testudines; Geoemydidae. Gene Ontology annotation, biological process: G protein-coupled receptor signaling pathway. Gene Ontology annotation, cellular component: membrane.